Molecule: messenger RNA, 4035 nt
Organism: Histoplasma mississippiense
Lineage: Eukaryota; Fungi; Ascomycota; Eurotiomycetes; Onygenales; Ajellomycetaceae
Exons: 8
Coding region: 1-4035 (1344 amino acids)
Biological process (GO): mRNA catabolic process
Cellular component (GO): exosome (RNase complex); P-body
Molecular function (GO): RNA binding; 3'-5'-RNA exonuclease activity
Source: RefSeq, a predicted model, not a curated record
AUGGAUCAACAAGGCCAAUCAAUCCCCGGCCCUGCCGGUAGGCGCUUGCAUAUUGCCCAUCGGAGAAGCCCCUCGGAGCUUACUCCGCUUAUGAUGGAACAAUUGGCUUUACAACAACAGAUCGAACUGCUCCAACAGCAGCAACAGCAAAUCGCUGCCACGCAUCAGCAAUACGUCAACAUGGGGCUUUUGCAACCGCAACAGCCUCUCCAACAUGUGGCUGCCUACUCACCCACCAUGCAAGCUCAAGCUAUCCCUAGCGUUACUCAUAAUAAUUUUCAGUUUCCCCAAUCUCAACAACAGCAGCCGCAGCAUGUGAGCGUACCCCUGAACCCCCAAGGUCAGCCCUCCCACCGACGUAACCAGUCUGCACUGCCAAAUGUUGGCAUGGGCCCUCCGCCUGCGCCUUCUUCAGGUGCAUCCGGUUCUUCCUAUGAUUAUAACCAGGGUCAGGGUCAGGGUCAGAGCCACGGUUCUUCUAAUCAUAAUCGUGAGAAUGGUCAGCAAUCCCGUGGUCGCGGGGCCGCUCCUCCAGGAGGUGGUCAUCAGCGUCGCCAUUCACUAGCUCUUCCUGAAGCGAGAAAAGCUGCCGAACUUGCGCAGCAAAAAAGAACGACUUCUGGAUUCCAGUUCUCGAUUCCAGGUGCCUCAGGUGCUUCGAGCACAUCGAAUCAAGGUGAAGGUUCUCCCACUGAAAAGCCUCCCCCGCCUGCCUCUUCUUCCCCCCAGCCUCCCCAGGGACUAGGCGUUCAACGAGCUGGAAAUAUUAGAUCUGGAUCCCAUACACGGAGUCAGUCCUUGGCUGUAGGCAGCGGUCGCAGUGGUGGAAUGUCGAGCGGCAGAGGUGCUGGCGGGUUCCAGUUUCCGCAAUCAAGCGAGGGAUCACCAGCGCCGGAUUCUUCUUCUCGACGCCAAAGUCAACCAUCUCAUGGUCGAUCAGGCUCAAGAAACUUCGAAAGCAACUGGAGGCAGCAGAGUAACAACCAGGGUCAAGGGCAGGACCAGCAACGAACUGCUAUGGGGAGCUUUGGCCAACAACAAGGUGGAGCAAAUUUCCAACCAGGCCAUCGCACACGUGGAUCAGUGAACCAAUCGGUCGGAUCCCUUGGUUCCUUCCAAAUAUACAGGUCAACCCCAACUCAUCCAGCUUCCCCAAGGUCAAGUUGUGAUGGCACCUCCGCAAAUGUUUGCCGCGGUCAGCUGAACAUCCAAAAUCUAGGUCUGCAAGCCGCUCCUCAGCAUGUUGCCACGCAGCUGUCUGCGCAGCAACAACAACAGCAGCAGCAGCAGCAACAGCAGCAACAGCGUAAAACGCUUUUUACCCCUUACCUUCCCCAGGCAUCAUUGCCUGCUCUACUGAACGACGGUCAACUGGUUGCCGGUAUUUUGAGGGUCAACAAGAAAAAUAGAUCCGACGCUUACGUCACUACGCCUGAUCUCGAUGCUGAUAUUUUCAUCUGCGGAAGCAAGGAUAGAAACCGUGCUCUCGAAGGUGAUCUUGUUGCUGUUGAACUACUGGACGUUGAUGAAAAAAAACGCAAGGAUAUCACCGACACCAGAAGUGGUAGCACUGCUGGGAUGGACAAGAACGCUCGACCGGACUCUAUUACAAAUGGCGAUCCUGGACAAAUCGCUCCCGACGGAAGCAUUCGACGAAGAGGCAGUCUCCGCCAACGCCCCACCCAGAAGAAAAAUGAUGACGUGGAAGUUGAAGGCCAGAGCCUUCUUCUCGUCGAGGAAGAUGAAAUCAGCGAUGAACAGAAACCACUCUACGCUGGCCACGUUGUUGCUGUGAUCGAACGUGUAGCCGGUCAGAUGUUUGCUGGUUCACUUGGCCUUCUUCGACCCUCCAGCCAGGCGACCAAGGAGAAACAGGAAGCAGAGCGACAGGCUAGGGACGGCGGUCAUUCUCGCCACCACCAUGACCGUCAACAGGAUAAGCCAAAGAUUGUUUGGUUCAAGCCUACUGACAAACGUGUUCCCUUGAUUGCAAUCCCCACCGAACAAGCUCCCCGAGACUUUGUUGAGAAGCACGCUGAAUACGCUAAUAACAUAUUUGUUGCGUGCAUUAAGCGAUGGCCCAUCACGUCACUUCAUCCAUUUGGAACACUUGUUGAACAACUUGGCGCUAUGGGCAACUUGAAGGUUGAGACGGACGCCCUGCUCAGAGACAAUAACUUUGCCUCUGAUGAAUUCUCUGAUGCUGUCUUGAAGAAUGUCGGCUUCGAAAAAUGGUCCGUAAAGGACGAAGGCGAAGCCUUGUUGGAGAACCGACGGGACUUCCGUGAUGAGACUACUUUCACUAUCGAUCCCAACGGCUACAAGGAAUUGGAUGACGCUAUCCAUGUCAAAUCGCUUCCUGAUGGGAAAGUCGAAGUUGGCAUCCAUGUGGCAGACGUCGCUCAUUUUAUCAAGAGUAACUCGCUUGUUGAUAGAGAGGCUAAGAAGCGUGUGAAUUCCGCCACCGGCUCUGUGGAAGGAGAACCGUGGAUUGGAAAAGGUGUAAUCAAAAGUUCGGGAAAACUCACCUACGAUGAAGUGGAUGCCAUCCUGAACGGAAAUUCCGACGUUGAACUUCACGGGGCUACCGCAAAUGAUAUCAAAACCUUGAGUGAUAUUGCCAGUAAGUUUAAGAAGGCAAGAUUUGGCAAUCGGUCCUCCAAUAUACCAUCUCUGCGACUCCUCUACCAGCUCGAUGAUGAGAACGUCCCUGUCGAACAGAACAUUUUCAACUCCACGCCGGCGCACGAACUCAUUGAGGAAUUAAGCCACAAAGCAAAUUCCUUUGUCGCAAAGAAACUUUUAUCUGCUAUUCCAGAUAAAGCAUUCCUUCGCCGCCAGGCACCACCAAAUGUCCGUCGGCUACAGACUUUCGUUGAUCGGAUGACGAGACUAGGAUACGAUAUCGAUCCUACUAGUAGUGGCACACUGCAGACUAGCCUGUUCAAAAUAGAAGAUGUUGAUAUUCGCAAGGGGAUGGAAACCUUGCUUCUGAAAGCUAUGCAGCGUGCGAAGUAUUAUGUUGCAGGAAAUAUGACGGAGGAUCAGCGACAGCACUAUGUUCUUAAUUUACCUGUAUACACUCACUUCACCAACCCCUCAAGACGCUAUGCAGAUAUUAUCGUCCAUCGACAACUGGAAGCAGUACUUUCCAAUUCCGAAUGUACCGAUGACGUCGAAAACCUCACUAAAACCGCUGAACAAUGCAACAACAAGAAGGAUUCUGCCCAGACUGCUCAGGAGCAGAGUGUCCACAUUGAGUCAUGUCGCAUUAUGGACAAGAAACGAAGCGAGAUCGGAGGUGACCUUAUCAGCGAGGGCAUUGUCCUCUGCGUUUACGAAUCUGCUUUCGAUGUCCUUAUCCCAGAAUAUGGCUUCGAGAAACGUGUCCAUUGUGAUCAGUUGCCGUUAAAGAAAGCAGAGUUCCGUAAAGAGGAGCGUGUUCUCGAGUUAUAUUGGGAGAAAGGCGUCCCGUCAUCUGCUUAUAUUCCAGAGGAUGAACGCCCCAAGGCCGCGCAAAAAACACGUGCUGCCAACGCUGCCGCUGCCGCUCGUGAAGCGGAAGCCGCAAGGGAGCGAGCUCGCGAGCGAGAAGAAGCUCAACGGAAACAAACAGACACCGGCACUAUUUCAACAGACGACGUUGACGCUCUUUUUGAUGACGACGAGGACGACGAAGAUGAGGACGACGAUAUCUCUGAGGCUACAGAGAUGGCUGCAGGCGUCUCCCUUAACUCUCCGGUAGAUCGAUCGACUCAAAGCAUGCCGCCAUCUCCUACGAGGAAUGGCCACUUGCAGCAAACCCCUCAUCGCACUCGUUCUGACCCAAAGAUCGCAAGCAGUACUGUUGAAACUCCUGAAGCUAAAUUGACGAAUAAAGAAAAGUAUCUCAAGCUUUUCAGACUGCGGGAGGAGGACGGUGAAUAUAUUCAGGACGUCACUGAGAUGACUCGUGUGCCAAUUAUAUUGAAAACAGAUCUGUCCAAGAGCCCACCAUGUCUCACUAUUCGCUCCGUCAACCCAUACGCUCUUUAG